Haliotis rufescens (red abalone) is the source of this 2332-nucleotide messenger RNA. RefSeq names its product TIMELESS-interacting protein-like. Gene Ontology annotation, biological process: replication fork processing; replication fork arrest; DNA replication checkpoint signaling. Gene Ontology annotation, molecular function: DNA binding. The coding region runs from base 140 to 1606 and encodes 488 amino acids. Gene Ontology annotation, cellular component: nucleus; replication fork protection complex. The record is from RefSeq and is a predicted model, not a curated record. The transcript has 9 exons. Lineage: Eukaryota; Metazoa; Mollusca; Gastropoda; Lepetellida; Haliotidae.
CGUAUACUCACUUCCGAAGUUCAAAGGAUUUGCCGCGAAACAGCUACCCUUCGAUAACUAAGAUAUCUAGGUGUUCUUCACAUUAUAACAGAGACCCUGUGUUGCAUAGGAGAUUGAGCAGCAGAGAAGGCGUUUGAAGAUGGAGUCUGUACCGCUAGAUAUGGAUGGGAUCUUCGCAAACGGAGAUGACAAUGAGGGAGACUUCCCCUCAGUACUGCCGGAUCUCCCGGCGGAGUUGCAGCCCCUGGGGGAAGAAGACGAUGAUGUGCCCCUUAGUCAGGACCCAGAAAAUGCUGAAGUGCUGGCCAAGUUGAAGGGGAUGAGAGGUGCAGGCAAGAAGGUGGUGAGGCGACCACAGCCUAAACUAGAUGCCACAAGACUGAGCGGAGACAGAGGAAUUCCUGUUCUACCUCGGGUUUUCAAGGAUGUCAAGUUCAAAGGUCGAGGUCAUGAGGCUGAAGACCUGAGGGUGAUGAUGAAGUACCUGGAACACUGGGCUCAUCGUCUGUUUCCCAUGAUGCCCUUUGACGAGGUGUUGGAGCGCGUUGAAAAGCUGGGUACCAAGAAGGAGGUGCAGACGUGCAUAAAGAAGAUGCGCCUUGACAUACCAAUCCUGAAGGAGGACUUUGAGGAUAACAACGAAGAUGAUAAGGAGGAAGAAGAGACCGAGGCAGAGAGACCAGUUCGUCGGGGUCAACAAGAUUUUGAUGCAGAGGAGGCAUUCGAUGAAAUUAUGCGAGAAGAACAGGAGAAGAGGUCGCAAUCCCAGCAGGCCCCCCUCACCUCCCUACUAGCCACACCUACCACCCCUGCAGCAGAGGCCAGGGCACCUGUCACCACGCCCAGCACCACCCUCAAUAGCACACCUAACGGUAUGACGCCUGAACAGAAGGAGAGGAUGGAGAGAAACAAACGACUGGCCAUGGAGAAGAGGGCUGCCAGGCUAGCUCAGAAGACAACUGAUACAAAUAAAGAGUCUGUGGGAUCUGAUGUUUCCCCUGCUGUUAUGUCAACCCCGGCUGAACAGACAGAAGAAUCCAAGCACACAAGCGUAAAGGAGGGGUCGGAUACAGACCAUUCUUCUAAACAUACUGAACAAGUUGAUAGUCUGACACAAGACAGUACUUGCCAACCAUCUUCCAAGGACCCGAUCAUAAGCAGUCCUACAACUUGUAAGGAAAGUGUUGACAACACCGAGGGCACACUGCCUGUUAACAGGUUCUCGGAACACGCCACGGACAUGGAGGUAGAUGAGGCUGAUGAAGCCAAAACAACAACCCAUGGGCCUUCUGGAGAGUCGAGUUGCCCUUGGGAAAUAGGAGGCAAGAAGUUAUGUUCUGAAAAUUCAAAAGUUGAGUUGCCCGAAGCUACAACAGAAGAGUCAGCCAAUGAUUCUCAUAAAGACAGUUUGGAAAAUAAUCUGCAUCAAGUUUGUGAGUCAUCAGGUACAAAUGUACAUCAGGAACAAUCUGAUAAGCAAGGAUUAUCAAAACCAGAUGAACCGAUUGUAGGCAGCACUAAGUCGGCAGAACAGUCCACAGAAGACCCCCAAGUUGAUGAGCAGCAGACAGCAGAUCAGAUUAUGGAUGGUCUAGACAGUGAUUAAGUUCUAAAACAGGAGGACAAAGUAAUUAAAGUCAAGGGCACAUCUUACAGUCAUGUUAGUGCUGCAGAUGUCUUCUCUUCUUUGACACAACGAUGAUAGAACAUAAUGUUAAUUGAAACCUAAAUAUGCAGGGGUUUAUCUAGGCCUUACCAGAGACUUGUACUUCACUGAUGCUAUAAUGCAAAAUUUAGGUUUUGUAUACAGUGAAUACAUUGGUAAAAUACCUCUGAAUUGAAGAAAAUAGGACUUGAUACUUUUACCAUUAGCUCGGAGUCUGUAUACUAUGUCUGGGUGGGGAAUCCGUGUUUAACUGUGGCCUGUUAUCUCAGUGGGUCAGCACUAUAAAAGUACAAGCAGACACACAGUGCAACACACGCAUGCAUGUACGUAGCUACAUAAGUGAAAAAAUCUUUAAUGCAACGUCCACCUCACCUCAUCCUUGGAUACAGUGUAUCUACAGGUUACUCAACUUUCUCAAUGUUUUACAUAUUAAUGAAUCAUUACUUAACAAAUAAUACUUCCAUCCUAUGAUGCUACUCAAGACUUGGAGUAAAUGUAUUGGUAGUCCAAUCGUGGACAUCCUAUAGGGACAUCCUGUAAAUUAUGGUCAACAAUCAACAAUGCUGUUUUUGUUUGAUUUAAUAUAUACCCAAGGCUCUGCCUUGGAUUUACAGAGGAUAUGAACAUGCUUCAUGAACUAUUAAAUUACAGACAUCAUUAAAUCUA